This is a messenger RNA of Cladophialophora psammophila CBS 110553, 414 nucleotides long. RefSeq lists its product as uncharacterized. Bases 1 to 414 code for a protein of 137 amino acids. The transcript is spliced from 2 exons. The record is from RefSeq and is a predicted model, not a curated record. NCBI's taxonomy places the organism in Eukaryota, Fungi, Ascomycota, Eurotiomycetes, Chaetothyriales, Herpotrichiellaceae.
AUGCACCCCAUUCUCCGUGUGGCCACAAGGCCAGUCCGAGUCCCUCACCGAUUCCCAGCCCUGGCCUAUCCUUCACAACCAUUGAGGUCAGCACAUCAAUCAUAUGGGAAUGAGCAGUCUGGGAUGCAACAGGGCACCGAACAGAAAAACCCCAAAGCCAAUAUGGAGCAUCCAGGCCCAGAUGCUCCGGCAACUAGCAAAGGCGGCAGCUCUUCCACAAGCGGGGGUGGUAGCCCUAAAAUCCAAAGCCCCAAAUCUGCCGCCGAGAAGGACGACCCAGAUGUGCGGAAGCACAAUGAAGAGCUGGAACAACGACACGAGAGGACAGUGAAUCAACUAAGUGAAGAUGACAACAAGGUAGACAAGCAGUUUUGGAAAGGCGACGUGGGACGGCCCUCGGAAGAUAAAAAAUAG